AUGCACACGCGAAAGUCCAUUUUCAGUGCCAGUCUGGCCAUGAGCGGCGCUUUGUCUGCGAACUCACUCCUCUGCCCUUCAGAUAACCCCCAGAGCUGCCACAACACGACAGCUUUCGCGAACGCGUGCUGUUUCAGUGCUCCGGGAGGCCAGAUCCUGCAAACACAAUUCUGGGACAGCAACCCCGCCACAGGCCCGGAUGAUUCGUGGACCAUCCAUGGCCUCUGGCCGGACAACUGCGAUGGCACGUACGAGCAGUUCUGCGCCCCCGAGCGGGAGUACACUAACAUCACAGCCAUCUUGGCUGCCGAGUCUCCGUGCUCACUGAAAUACAUGGAGACGUUCUGGAAGGACCAAAACGGCAACGACGAAAGCUUUUGGGAGCAUGAGUUCAACAAGCACGGCACGUGCAUGAACACGCUGGAGCCGAGCUGCUACCCAGGCUACACGCCUGGCCAGGAGGUGGUCGACUACGUCAAGAAGACCAUUCAGGUGUUCAAGACGCUCCCAUCUUACGAAUGGCUGAAGAAAGCUGGAAUCGUCCCGUCGGAGACCGUGACCUACACCCUGGACCAGAUCCAGACUGUCCUCACCGCCCACCAUGGCCACAACGUCAUUAUCAACUGCAACAAGAAUAAGGAGCUCAAUGAGCUCUGGUACCACUUCAACGUCAAGGGGUCCAUUCAAACAGGCGUGUUCGUACCUGUAGACCCCGUCGGCUCGCCUUCGUCUUGCCCCAAGGAGGGAAUCAAGUACCUGCCAAAGAAGAAGGCUGGAGCAACAACCCCGGCUGCCACGACCACGGCGGCCUCUACCUUGAGCACCGUUCUCACAUCCGCGGCCGGCUCUACUUCUACUACCGCAAACCCAUCCUCCAUCUCUGGAAAGGGCCACCUUUUCGCAACCUCGUCUGGCGUGUCGAGCCCCGGCUUCCUCGUCUCCGGCGGCAACUGGUACCGCGGCGGCGGCACCCCGGCCACCUUCACGGCCACACCUGCUGCGGGGGGUUCAUUCACUCUCACCUCCAGCAAGGGGAACUGCGCUGUGCAGGAGAACGCGUCGCUGCUGUGCGCGUCCUCUGUCGCCACUGGGUCCUCGUUCGGCUACGACGGUACGUUCUUGACGUACGCCGGCGCAUCUGUGUUCUACACUGCCGAGGUCCCGGCUGGAAACACGCAGAGCACCGUCUUCACGAAGGCGAAUGCUGUCACUCUGCAGUUCACGUGGACCGCGGCGUAG
This is a messenger RNA of Verticillium alfalfae VaMs.102, 1239 nucleotides long. Its product is annotated as ribonuclease Trv. NCBI's taxonomy places the organism in Eukaryota, Fungi, Ascomycota, Sordariomycetes, Glomerellales, Plectosphaerellaceae. Bases 1 to 1239 code for a protein of 412 amino acids. Gene Ontology annotation, cellular component: extracellular region. The transcript has 2 exons. Gene Ontology annotation, biological process: RNA catabolic process. The record is from RefSeq and is a predicted model, not a curated record. Gene Ontology annotation, molecular function: RNA binding; ribonuclease T2 activity.